This is a messenger RNA of Pseudophryne corroboree (corroboree frog), 3022 nucleotides long. Its product is annotated as oocyte zinc finger protein XlCOF6-like. The coding region runs from base 200 to 2668 and encodes 822 amino acids. The transcript is spliced from 5 exons. Lineage: Eukaryota; Metazoa; Chordata; Amphibia; Anura; Myobatrachidae. Gene Ontology annotation, biological process: regulation of DNA-templated transcription. The record is from RefSeq and is a predicted model, not a curated record.
AACAUGACAUGAUUAUUUUAUGCCAGCACCCGAGUUAUUGAGUUGAGGCUAUAGACGGGGUUGACCCUGUGGUGUUUCCUCACACUUAUAUAACCCCUUCCAUGCCUCCACUCCAGCCAGUAUAUUCCUUGACCCAGUGGGGCAUCCCUGCUCCAGCUUAUCCCACUGGAAGUUGGCACAAGACAUAGCAGAUGAGAGAAUGAAGAAAUUUGAAAUAUCACUAAAAAGUUAUGAGAUCGGUGAAGAGAAUAUGAUGGAGAAAGACAGGACUCAUGUAGCUUACAAGAUAUUAAACCUCACCCUGGAGAUCAUCUACCUGCUGACGGGAGAGGAUUAUACAGUUAUAAAGAAGUCUGGAGAGCUUCUGUCUGUGAAACUCAGCGACCACGCCCGCAUGUCAGGAGGACUGAGCAGGACCCAGAGCCCCAUCACUGUGUCUCCACCUCACUCCCUGAUACGUGAAAAUCACAAUGACCAAAAGGUCCUGGAACUCACCAACAAGAUCAUUCAGCUGCUGACUGGAGAGGUUCCUAUAAGGUGUGAGGAUGUCACUGUCUAUCUCUCCAUGGAGGAGUGGGAGUACUUAGAAGGACACAGGGGUCUGUACAACGACAUCAUGUUGGAGAAUCCCUGGCCCCUGACAUCAUUGGGUUUAACUAACGGCAAAUGUGUGAGUGAAGAAUCAUCACCGAGGGAAGGAAGAAACCUAACAAACAUUGAUAUGUGUACACCCAUAGAUAAUGCACAAUAUUCAUCUACUCAUGUUGAGGAGGAACCAGUCUCAUGUGAUGGAAGAAACCUCACACACACUGAUAAUUAUACUCCCACAGGUCAUACACAGUAUACAUCUACUCAUACUAAGGAGGAACCAGUCUCAUGUGAUGUAGGAGACCUCACACACACUGACAAUUAUACACCCACAGAUCAUACACAGUAUACAUCUACUCAUAUUAAGGAGGAUCCAGUCUCAUGUGAUGGAAGAAACCUCACACACACUGAUAAUUAUACUCCCACAGAUCAUACACAGUAUACAUCUACUCAUACUAAGGAGGAACCAGUCUCAGGUAAAGGAGGAAGCUUCACAAAACCUGACAUUUAUACACCCACAGGUCAUACACAGUAUACAUCUACUCAUACUAAGGAGGAACCAGUCUCAUGUGAUAGAGGAGACCUCACACACACUGACAAUUCUACUCCCACAGGUCAUACACAGCAUCCAUCUACUCAUACUAAGGAGGAACAAGUCUCAUGUGAUGGAGGAGAUCUCACACACAUUGACAUGUAUACACCCACAGAUCAUACACAGUAUACAUCUACUCAUACUAAGGAGGAACCAGUCUCAUGUGAUGGAGGAGACCUCACACACACUGACAAUUAUACUCCCACAGGUCAUACACAGGAUACAUCUACUCUUACUAAGGAGAAACCAGACUCAUGUGAUGGAGGAGACCUCAUAGACACUAAUAAUUAUACUCCUACAUAUCAUACACCGUAUACAUCUACUCAUACUAAGGAGGAACCAGUCUUGGGUAAAGGAGGAAGCUUCACAAAACCUGACAUUUAUACACCAACAGGUCAUACACAGUAUACAUCUACUCAUACUAAGGAGGAAUCAGUCUCAUGUGAUGGAGCAGACCUCACAGACACUGACAUGUAUACACCCACAGGUCAUACACAGUAUACAUCUACUCAUAGUAAGGAGGAACCAGUCUCAUGUGAAGGAGGGAGCCUCACAGACACUGACAUGUAUACACCCACAGAUUAUACACAGUAUACAUCUACUCACAUUAAGGAGGAAUUAUUCUCAUGUGACAAAGGAGACCUCACAGUCACUGACAUGUAUACACCUACAUGUCAUACACAAUAUAUAUCUACUCAUACUAAGGAAGCAUUAGUCUCAUGUAAAGGAAGAAGCCUCAGAAGUACUGACAAUUAUAUAUCCUCAUAUCAUACACAAGAUACAUUUCUCAUUAAAAAAGAACCUUAUGAUGGAGGAGACCUCACACACACUGGCAUGUAUACACCCACAGAUUACACACAGUAUACAUCUACUCAUAUUAGGGAAGAAUCAGUCUCAUGUGAAAACAGCAGAAAGAGAAUGACUUGUUUUGAAUGUGGAAAACAUCUCGCUUCUAAAUCAAAUCUUAUUCGACACCGGCAAACACACAGCAGACUCAAACCAUUUUCAUGCUCUGAAUGUGGCAAGUGUUUUUCCACACGUGGAUAUCUAUCUAUUCAUCAGAGGAGUCACACGGGAGAGAAACCAUUUUCUUGUUCCGAAUGCAAUGAAAGAUUCUUUGCUAAAUCCCAACUUGUCCAACACAAAACAAAAUGUCACAGCGACGAAAGAUUUGUUUGUGCCUAUUGCGGGAAAUCUUUUAUCGUGAAAUCCACUCUUAACGAACAUCAGAGAAUUCACACAGGAGAGAAGCCAUUUAAUUGCGCAGAGUGUGGGAGAUGUUUCAACAGGAAAUCGAACCUUGUAGCACACUAUAAAGUUCACACAGGCGAAAAGCCGCACUGUUGCCCGGAUUGCGGGAAAUGUUUCAGUAGCAAAUCGAUGGUUCGUACCCAUCAGAGAACUCACAUAGGACAAAAGCCAUACUCCGACUGUCACGUUGGCCUUUGUUUAUCAAGUCUUAAGUCACAAAGAACAAAAACUAUUUGAUCGACUCAAUAUUCCACCAUCAGAUCAAACCCUUGGCUUUAAUCAUCGGGAAAUCAAUAAAUGCGAAAUGCCACAUUCAUGUCCCGAUAUGUAAAUAUUUUACUGAAAGCCAACUUGGUGCCAUCAUAUCCAAUCAGGGCUGCUUUGAGUGAAGACAGACACUGUAUUCGCCAAUGACACAAACCCAUCUGGUCUAGGAACCCAAUGACCACUCUCAGACAUUCAGCCAUAAAUGACCUCUGUUUAGGAGGAAGAGGUCGUAAAGAUCCAUGGCCAGGGUGUAUUUAUGUUUGUAGAUAAUCUCCAUAAUUUGUAUUAAAAAAAAAAUGCCAAUUAAAAAUUAUCCGUGAUGGU